UAUAUACGAUGAUAGAUUAAUGCAAUGCUUUUACUAUAAAGGAGAACUUUGCACCCCUACUCAUGUCCACGGUGGUCUGCGUACCCACAACCUCCUGACCCGCAGCCCUGUGCMCUAUCAAAAUUCCACAUUGCCAUGUAGGCUACAGGACGAAGAACAGUUUSUCAUAUCUGAGGCUCUGCCUGGUCUGUCCAAGAAGUGCGGGUAAACGCCGUCCACUUUUGUUUUAAUUAUUAAUUUAGCUGUAGGAGAGGGUCUUCUUAUUUUUUUGCGUUCAGAUAGGGUUUAGGGAAACUAUAUUUUGCUGAAGGGAGGACCAUCCAUUUUCUACAGUGGACUGAUCUCGAAUAACCACCGGUGAAAGCAAAUCCCCCGGGUGGGUCUCUGCCAUAUUGCUUCCACUUCUCCAAUAUUUUGAAGAAUUAAGGAGAGGAGAGCUGAGGAGAGGAAAGCCCACGUCUUGAAUUUAAAGGUCUUGAACCAGAAUGGCAGGGAGUGUCUUCCUGCUCCUAUUAGCUGGGACCCUGCUCUGUGGGCUACUGUUCCACACAGUGAGCCAGAAUGAAGCUGGGMACAGGACCCGCACCAGGAGACCCAACUUCAUCAUCAUUCUGGCAGAUGAUAUUGGAUGGGGAGACCUAGGAGCCAACCAGCAGGCGGGUCAGAGGUCAAGCCAAACCCCUCAUCUGGAUCUGAUGGCCCAGCAAGGAAUGAGGUUGACAGACUUCCACUCCCCAGCCUCCACCUGCUCCCCGUCCCGUGCUGCUCUSCUCACAGGCCGACACGGCCUGAGGAACGGGGUCACACACAACUUCGCUGUGGGGUCUGUGGGUGGGCUACCCCUCUCUGAGACCACCCUGGCCGAGAUACUGCACCAGGGUGGAUACUACACAGCCAUGAUCGGUAAAUGGCAUCUAGGGCACAAUGGUCCGUACAGUCCCACCAACAGAGGUUUUGACUACUACCUGGGGAUCCCAUACAGUAAUGAUAUGGGCUGUACAGACCUGCCUGGUUAUGACCUGCCCUCCUGCCCUCCCUGUUACCCCGGACCACAGAUACUACACAACAGAUUGAAGAGGAGUGGUUACAGCAGCUGUUACACCAAAGUGGCUCUGCCUCUGUUUGAGAACAGGACCAUUGUAGAGCAGCCUCUGGACCUGUGGAGGCUAACACAGCGAUACACAUCCACUGCACUCAAUGUCAUACACACAGCCAGGGAACGGGGACAACCUUUUCUGCUCUAUGUAGCUCUGGCACACAUGCACGUCCCCCUGUCCCCCCCUUCCUACGCCCCCCACCCRUCAGAAGGCGGUGUGUACGCUGCCAGUCUGCGGGAGAUGGACGGUCUGGUGGGGGCAAUAAAGAAUGCCUCUGAUGCCUCAGACAAGGAGAACACUCUCAUCUGGUUCACUGGUGAUAAUGGCCCCUGGGAGCAAAAGUGCCAGUAUGCAGGAAGUGUGGGUCCUUUCCUGGGGAAGUGGCAGACCAGCAGAGGUGGGGGCUCUGCCAAGCGGACCACUUGGGAGGGGGGGCACAGGGUGCCCACAGUGUCCUACUGGCCUGGCAGAGUACCAGCCAACAGCACCAGCUCUGCCCUGCUCAGUGGUCUGGAUAUCUUCCCCACCCUCCUCUCCCUAGCUGGAGUGAACCCCCCAUCAGACAGACGCUAUGACGGUAUCGACGCCACAGACGUCCUCCUACACGGCAAAGAAACAGGAAAUGAGUUCCUCUUCCACCCCAACAGUGGCGCGGCAGGGAAAUAUGGGGACCUGCAGACCGUCAGACUGGGGCGCCACAAGGCCUUCUACAUCACGGGUGCGGCUGAGGCGUGUGGGGGGUCUACAGGGAGGCAGGAGCUCCACGACCCCCCUAUGAUAUUUGACCUGUCUGGGGACAAGGGCGAGGAGACACCCCUGGACCCCACCACGGAGGAGUACAAGGAGGUGGAUGAGAGGGUGAGGAGGUGGAGGGAGGCACUGCUCUAUGACAUUGCCACUGACCAAUCAGUGUCCACGGCCGACUACGCCACAGACCAAUCAGCAGCCCCCUGCUGUGACCCCCGGCACACAGCUUGCCGCUGCCACACCCUGGGCUGAGGACACACACACAUUCAGUGUUACACAGUUUGACAUUCACAGAAAGACCGACUGAUACGCAGACACACACACACGCUUUAGUUUUUGUCCAAUAAUUGUUUGCUCUUGGAGGUAUGUGCGUGCCAAUGGGAAUGUAGAAAUCACAGACCUGUAGCCUACAUCUGGGUUCAUGUAAACAACCCCAGAGAACAACCAGAAACAUCCGCCAGAGUGAAGAAGAAAAGCAAAUAGUAUCAAGCCUGUUGUGAGGAGGCCGUACUGUGGGUCAUUCUCCUGGAGGUCAGUACUGGGGAUUGGCUGAGACACAUUGCUCACUGCUGCUCUGAGGGGAAACAUGGGAAGACAGCUGCUGUUGCGUAGCAAGGACAAUUCACCGUAUUAUUACCAAUAUUAAGUGUUUUCCUGUACACAGGCUUUUUGUACAGUUAUAUAACGGAGGCUUCUGGGUUGCUCUAGCACUCUCUGGUGGGGAGUAUAUGACCAUGCAAUAAGUAGAAUGCAGUUGCCAAUACACUGAUCUAAGACCAGUUUAGUUUUGUCCCACGAAUAACUUCACUUUAACGCAAAAUCAAAACAURCAAAGAACAUGAGUGUUCUUAAAGCUCCACCCUUUGGCAAGUCAGUCACAGGAUCAUAACAAUAGGUGUGCUAUUUACAUACUAUAUGUAUAAAUGUAUAUAUACACAAACAAUAAAAAAAAAAAAAACACUUUCCACCAAAACCACUUAAGACCUAAUGUAUUGAUGAAUAAUACUAAUUUCAUAUUCCAAAAGAGUAUUUAGUACAAGUCAACAUAAUUUUUUUUACAAAGUAAAAACAUCUGUCAUAUCUGAAAUGUUACAAUAUUCAAUAUUAUGUAGUCAAUGGUGUUAAUAAUGAAAUCAAUGAAAUAAAAGGACCUGUACGAUCCUAUAA
Salvelinus sp. IW2-2015 is the source of this 3011-nucleotide messenger RNA. The record is from RefSeq and is a predicted model, not a curated record. NCBI's taxonomy places the organism in Eukaryota, Metazoa, Chordata, Actinopteri, Salmoniformes, Salmonidae.